GGGGAGACCACGGGGAGCCAGGGUGGCCCACAGGGUCUGGGUCGCUUGCUGGUGUCAUGGCAGUAGUAGGGCGGGGGUCCAGCCGCCAGUUUGACCACGGCAGGGCGGGGCUUGCAGCUCGGUACAGGAUUGGACAGGAACAGGGGGGCGCCCCAGAGGCCACCACUGCGGAUCUUUUUAGCUGCCAGGUGACUCAGCCCCAAAGGCGCGAAAGGGCAAGCACGUGAGGUGCGCGGGAGACGGAGUGGAAGAGGUGUCCCACGUGGGAAAACGGGGCUGUAGGGAGGAGGUGGGACUGCCGCAGUUUCAGAAGACCGUACUUCCGACGUGGGGGUGGUACGCUCUAGGGGGCGGGACACCCCCAGGGGCCAGGAGCUGGGGCAGGUAGGGGCGUGGCCUUAGGGCCCGCCUCUCCCGCCUCCUCGGCCUGGGGCUCCAAGCACACCGGACGCAGCUGCGCAACCGCCCCAUAGCAGGGCCAUGGGUCUUAGUCCUGUCUCGACCCCCUGCGAGCCCGCCCCAUCUGCCGCUUGACUAGAGGCCCAGGUGGUCAUCAUGGGUCAGUGCUACUACAAUGAGACCAUCGGCUUUUUCUAUAAUAACAGUGGCAAGGAGCUCAGCCUUCAUUGGCGCCCCAAGGAUGUGGUGGUGGUGGCUCUGGGGCUGACAGUCAGUGUACUGGUGUUGCUCACCAAUCUGCUGGUUAUUGCAGCCAUCGCCUCCAAUCGGCGCUUCCACCAGCCCAUAUACUACCUGCUCGGCAACUUGGCUGCCGCUGACCUCUUCGCUGGCAUGGCCUACCUCUUCCUCAUGUUCCAUACUGGCCCACGAACCGCCAGGCUCUCCAUCAAAGGCUGGUUCCUGCGACAGGGCCUGCUGGACACCAGCCUGACGGCAUCAGUGGCCACACUGCUGGCCAUCGCUGUAGAGCGGCACCGUAGCGUGAUGGCUGUGCAGCUACACAGCCGCCUGCCCCGGGGCCGUGUGGUCACACUCAUUGUGGGUGUGUGGGUGGCUGCUCUGGGCCUGGGGUUGCUGCCUGCACACUUCUGGCACUGCCUCUGUGACUUGGACAGCUGCUCACGAAUGGUGCCCCUGUUCAGCCGCUCCUACCUGGCUGUGUGGGCCCUGUCCAGCCUGCUUGUCUUCCUGCUCAUGGUAGCCGUCUACACACGCAUUUUCUUCUACGUGCGUAGACGGGUGGAACGCAUGGCGGAGCACGUCAGCUGCCAUCCCCGCUACCGAGAGACGACACUCAACCUAGUCAAGACUGUUGUCAUCAUCCUGGGGGCAUUCGUGGUGUGCUGGACACCAGGCCAGGUGGUGCUGCUCCUAGAUGGUCUGGACUGUAAAUCCUGCAAUGUCCUGGCUGUGGAGAAGUACUUCCUGCUCCUGGCUGAGGCCAACUCACUGGUCAAUGCAGUGGUGUACUCCUGCCGAGAUGCCGAGAUGCGCCGCACUUUUCGCCGCCUCCUCUGCUGCAUGUGCCUCCGCUGGUCCAACCACAAAUCUGCCCACUCGUCUUCUGCCCAGAUGGGUGCCAGUACCCGAAUCAUGCUUCCUGAGAAUGGCCACCCACUGAUGGACUCCACCCUUUAGCUUCCUUGGACUGAGGCAGGAGAUGGGCAGCCAGAGCAUCGUCUUCUGCACCCCAUGGCCACUUGCAGUUCUGACUCCAUCCAGCCCAGCAGAUGCAUGGCCCCUCCAUACUCCCCAAGCCCACAGAUCUGCCUGCCUCUGGGCACAGGGAUUUGGGGACAUCUCCAUGCACAUGGGAGAGCAUCCAAAGGGGCUUGGCAAUCUGACUCUCAAUCAUCUCAGGUUUUAGUUGUUUGGGUUUUUUUAACAGACAUUUUCAUAGCUUUACUGAAUAUCUCUGGCAUGUCCUGUGGACUGGUUCUUCCUACGUGGUGCUCUAGGUGUUGUUCAGGGGGAGAGGUGAGAGCGGUCCCAGGCUGCACCACCCACUGUUAGAGGCUAUAGGUGUGACAUCUUCCUGAGGCUAGUUUGUGUGUGUGUUUUUGAGACAGGAUCUCAUGUAGCCUAGGCUGACCUUGAACUCACUGUAUAGUUGAGGAUGGCCUUGAACUCCACCUCCCAAGUGCUGGUACUGAAGCUGACUCCUUGGGAGUGUUGAGCAGCCUCUGAAGGCUCACCUGCCUCUAUUAGUAUGGAGGGACAGCAUUGUACAGGGCAAGCCUUUCCACUCUGAGGCUGCCAGGGUUGUUUGGUUGGUUGUUUUUUUUUUUUGCCAUUAAUUCAGACAAUCUGCCCCUGUGUCCUGGAAUUAUCUAUCAUGGCUCAGAGCUGUCGAGAAUCCUUCGACAUGGAAUCCCCUGGCCCUGAUUUCAUUCCUAUUCUGCACCCACUCCCCUCCCCC
Peromyscus californicus insignis is the source of this 2380-nucleotide messenger RNA. RefSeq names its product lysophosphatidic acid receptor 2 (gene Lpar2). The transcript has 3 exons. The coding region runs from base 556 to 1599 and encodes 347 amino acids. Gene Ontology annotation, biological process: G protein-coupled receptor signaling pathway. Gene Ontology annotation, molecular function: lysophosphatidic acid receptor activity. The record is from RefSeq and is a predicted model, not a curated record. Gene Ontology annotation, cellular component: membrane. Lineage: Eukaryota; Metazoa; Chordata; Mammalia; Rodentia; Cricetidae.